CAGAGGGUGUCACCACCCAAGCUCAGAGCAUUUGGGGAGAUUAGGCCUUGCUGUCCGGCUGCUCCUUUUUCUUGGUUGCCAUCAUGUCUUUGACCUCAGCCUACCAGCAUAAAUUAGCAGAGAAACUCACUAUCCUGAACGACCGAGGCCAGGGGGUUCUCAUCCGUAUGUACAACAUCAAGAAGACUUGUUCAGACCCCAAAUCCAAACCACCUUUCUUACUGGAAAAGUCCAUGGAAUCGUGUCUCAAGUACAUCAAUAAGAAAUUUCCCAACAUAGAUGUCCGAAACAGUACGCAACAUUUAGGACCAGUUCAUCGUGAAAAAACUGAGAUAAUUAGAUUCCUCAUCAACUAUUACCAGUCAUUUGUGGAUGUCAUGGAAUUUCGGGAUCAUGUAUAUGAACUUCUCAACACCAUUGAUGCCUGCCAGUGCCAUUUCGAUAUUAAUCUCAACUUUGACUUCACUCGGAGUUACCUGGACUUGAUUGUGACUUACACCUCAGUCAUUUUACUUCUGUCACGGAUCGAGGACCGACGGAUACUUAUUGGCAUGUACAACUGUGCCCAUGAGAUGCUGCAUGGUCAUAGUGAUCCCAGUUUUGCUCGUCUGGGCCAGAUGGUCUUAGAGUAUGACCACCCUCUGAAGAAGCUGACAGAAGAGUUUGGGCCUCAUACAAAGGCGGUGAGUGGAGCCCUCCUGUCUUUGCACUUCCUCUUUGUCCGAAGGAACCAGGGGGCAGAGCAGUGGCGCAGCGCUCAGCUUCUAAGUCUCAUCAGCUCCCCCCCAGCCAUGAUUAACCCUGCUAAUUCAGACACAAUGGCCUGUGAGUAUCUGUCUGUGGAAGUGAUGGAGCGAUGGAUUAUAAUUGGGUUUCUUCUUUGUCACGGGUGCCUCAACUCCAAUAGCCAGUGCCAGAAGCUGUGGAAGCUGUGUCUGCAGGGCUCCCUAUACAUCACUCUCAUCCGAGAGGAUGUGCUACAGGUGCACAAAGUCACCGAGGACCUGUUUAGUAGUUUGAAAGGGUGAGAGACGUGAGAACCAAAUUGAUCUUCUGGGACAUUUAGCCUUUCCUAACGUUCUUCUUUGUUUUCUGUAAGUUUCCUGGAGUAUGGGUGGUAAAGGGUUAAUUCUAACUAUUAAAUAUUUAUCAAAUACCUAUUAUUUGCUAAGUGCUUCACUGGAUUUUAGGAAUGUAGUGAUUAAUUAGAUAGCAUAGAGGUUAAGAGCAUAAACUCUGAACUCAGACUUCCUGGGUUUGAAUUCAAGUUCUACCACUUACUAGCCAUGUGCCCUUGGGCAAGAACCUGGUGCAUCAUGAAUACUAUGUGCUUAUUAAAAAAAACCCCAAAACCAAAAAGAGUCUCAAGUGGCAUACACCUGAAAUCCCAGAGCUUGGGCAGGAUGAGUCAGGAGAAUUACAAGUUCAAAGCCAGCCUGGGCUACAUAGUAAGAUGCUGUCUCAAAAAAAUAAAAAGUUUAAAAAGGAGAGUCUCUACCUUGAGAAGUUUGCAAAUUGGUGGAAAAUAGACAAACUGUUGUGAUAGAGUAAAGGGUCGUGGUUUGUAAAGUCUAAGUGCUGUGGGAGCAUUCAUAAGAACACUUAAAAAGGUGAAAGAUUUACGUGAUGUGCAGAGAAGCCAGAGUAUUAACAGGACCCUUAAACUAGCCUUGCAAGAUACAGAAAAACCUGGAGAUAGGUAGAAAAAAAAAUA
This is a messenger RNA of Castor canadensis (American beaver), 1714 nucleotides long. Lineage: Eukaryota; Metazoa; Chordata; Mammalia; Rodentia; Castoridae. The record is from RefSeq and is a predicted model, not a curated record.